Molecule: messenger RNA, 3315 nt
Organism: Cydia strobilella
Lineage: Eukaryota; Metazoa; Arthropoda; Insecta; Lepidoptera; Tortricidae
Product: neo-calmodulin-like
Exons: 7
Coding region: 54-836 (260 amino acids)
Molecular function (GO): enzyme regulator activity; calcium ion binding
Source: RefSeq, a predicted model, not a curated record
GCCGAGCAAACAGAUUCUUCGCGGUCAACAACUUCUUCGCAGAUUCGCUGCUGAUGAAUCAGCUCAAGGGCAUCAUGACGAGACAAACUAGCAGUGGCGGGGGUGAGCCGGGACCACCGGACGAGCCUUCUCGCCCCGCCAGCCGGGGCCCUCCUUCCGUAGCUCUGAGCCACUCUGAGAGCCAGCUGUCUCAGCGAUCAGUAUCCCCCGUACGUGUCCAACGACAGGUGACGUUCCUCAAACCGGCCGCCGAUACCAACCUUGACAGGAAAGCGUCCAUCGUGGAUGAGACUAGUGGCAUUACAAGGACCCAGAUGAAAGAAUUUCGCGAGGCGUUCCGCCUCUUCGACAAAGAUGGUGACGGCACCAUUACCAAGGAGGAGCUGGGGCGGGUCAUGCGCAGCCUCGGACAGUUCGCGCGUGUCGAGGAGCUUCAUGAUAUGCUGCAAGAGGUCGACAGCGAUGGUGACGGCAACGUAAGCUUCGAGGAGUUCGUCAGCAUCCUCUCCAAGUCCAUGUCAGUGGGCAGCGGCGCUAGCUCCGCCGAGCAGGAGGAGCGCGAGCUUCGCGACGCGUUUCGUGUGUUCGACAAGCACAAUCGCGGGUACAUCUGCGCGUCUGAUCUGCGAGCGGUGCUGCAGUGUCUUGGAGAAGACCUUUCCGAGGAGGAAAUCGAAGACAUGAUUAAAGAAGUGGAUUCAGACGGAGAUGGACGCAUUGAUUUCCUAGAAUUCGUCCGAGCGCUUGGCGAGCCAGAAGACGCCUGUGAUGACGAGGACGAAGAUGACGUCAUUGACACUGAUAUCGCGCUGCCGAGGCCUGUUGCCGCCAACUAAAUUGAUCAACUAAACCAGGAGCCGGCAAACCGCGGCUCGAGAGCCGCAUGCGGCACUUUGGAGGGACAAAUGCAGCUCUUCAAGUCGUCAAAAAGAUUUACAGUCAAGAGUUCUUUAGACCUUUAAAAUCGACAUUUGUGGGUCUUUACGGUUCCGAAAACUGGCGAUUGUUACUGCAGAUGGCUCUUCUUCUAAAAAGUUUGGCGACCCCUAAACUGAACCAAUUUACUGGACAGUCGCCAUCAGAUAUAUCGGAGCAGCUAAGCACUACACAAGUCGUAUAAUUUCGGACUCGAGAUGACUAUUGUUCCUGUGCCUACCACAAUGUUUGCGGGAACAGACAAGAAAUAAUCGGAUGGAAGUUGAUCGCUAAAAUGACCCUUCAAACGAAUUUCAAUCAUAAAGUAGCAUGUACCAUGCAAUUUUGCAGCUUGGCUUGCAUUAUUAUCAGGUAUCGUUUACCGUUUUCAUAAAUGAGCUCUUUAAUUUAUGUUCACUAAGAGUUUUAACUGGACUUAAUAAACCCGUGAGCCACGGCCCGUUCCGCCCUUAACGCUCGAAUUUGCUAGUGAAAAUAUCCUUAACUUACAAUAUUAAAGUUAUAAUCUAUGCCUAUUUACAAUUAUAAUUACGUCAAUUUAAUACGGUUUUAAAAUAUUGCGCGUGUAAAUAGCUUAAAUUCGUGGUUUAUAUAACAGUCUCCAUCCUGUAUUUAAUACCUAAUGUAAUCAGAGUGAGAUAUAGCUUGUAACAGGCAUGAAUAUGAUCAUUGUAUUAUUAACAUAUCUUAUAUAGGUAGGUAGAUAUACUCGUAUGUAUGGAAUUUCGAGGACACGUGGCUUGAGAAACAAGAUAUAGACAUAGAGUUGCGAGGGCUGGCAUGAGUGCCAAUGGUGUCACAAGGAGUGUAGGGUUAAGAAGGGUGUCUUAACACGGGUAAAACAAAGACAAAGUUUUUACCCGUGUCUUAUAUUUACCCCACCUGACCCUAUCCUUAUUUAAUUUUGUCCCCGCCUUGCUCAAAUGGAAAAAGGUGCAUUCAUAUGAACUAUUCCUAUCUGUUCCCGCCUGAUGUUUGGCGGUGUUCACGUGGGGGAGGGACAAAUGGGAAUACACCUCACAAGAGGAUGAGGAGGGAGGAGGAGGAUGCAAAAGACGGCGGGAAGUUUAUGAGAAAGUCGUACCCGGAGGAUGCAACGGGAUAAAAAGUGAUGUGCUACGGUCGUAACGCGACGUCGUAGCUGAUAAUAUGGGUUUCCCCAUAAGUAACGAAAAUGCUUCGUAGAGGCAAGAGUUCAGCAAAAAGGAAAUUAACUGGAUCAUCCAAACCAGACCAAAAAAGUCGUUGAAAAGUGAUCGGCUUUUCCUUAUGUGUAGCUACAUGUAUAUAUUUGUAAUUAGCAGUGGCGUAGCUGGGCGUGAGCGAAGUGGGCCGUCGCCCACGGCCUCGCGCCUCAAGGGGAGCCUCGCGAGGCCCCUUCGAGCACGGUGAAAGAAAAGGGCCUCGCAGAUGCGAUUUCGCCCACGGCUAGAUUAGUUCAUGCUACGCCACUGGUAAUUAGCUUGUCCUCGAAAUUAAUUGAACAAUUCAGGUUUCCUAAUACUAAUACAUAUCUUAACAGGGAUUAAUCUACUUUCAAAAUAACUCGUAUUUUUAAAGAACUGGAUUUAUGAAUUAUAUCUACUUAGACAGCUCAGGGCUCGAGUAAGUAAAAUACAACGCUAAUGACAGUUAUGAUGAAUAAUAAAAAAAUGGUUAACUAAAUUAUACCCUAUGGUGCCAAUCAACAGUGGGCUAGACAUAGAAGUAUGGGAGUUAAACCGCACUAAAGUGAUGUCCACUACCCAAACUUUUGAUGACAACUUAGUAUCAAAAUAAGUACCUACACGCAGAAAUGGUAUACCAGGCAUUAGGGGGGCGUGAAAGGUAGCGAACACGUAGAGGUUUUUUUCGGCAAUUUAAUUAAAUGUAUGUAAGCUGUACGGUCAAUACGGGUAAUUGUGGCUACGUGUUAAGUGUGGCUUGAACUUAACUUUGAGGUCUGUUUACAUAUUGAUUAGUGAUUUGCGGGUUCGUACAUUUACCACACGCAAGAAUGUAAGAGCUCGCAAUAAACACAAAUCAAUGUGUUAACAAUGUGAAGAUCAGCUACACUUGGCCGCAUUCCAUAUUUACCUUACUCUACGCGGAUUCCGCCCCUGCCUGUCAUAGUUGUCAUAAGACGCACAUAGAGACAUUGCGACAAUAAGGACCGUGCGCGUUGGAGGGUAUGCCAUCUUAUGGCCUGAAACAGAAACAUAAACCUGUACAUUGCUAAAGCAAGUGCUGCCAUCUACUGUUCUCGUACGUUUUCUUGUGCACAGUAGGUUCUGCCAUUUUGUGAGCUACAUUGGAAGCAUAUACUUCACAUUUACGCCUCGCGCCAAAAAUCUGACGGCUCCUGUGCUGCCCCCUAUAGUUCAUGCACGCUCCCUACUA